Messenger RNA from Brassica oleracea var. oleracea, 1805 nucleotides. RefSeq lists its product as uncharacterized. Lineage: Eukaryota; Viridiplantae; Streptophyta; Magnoliopsida; Brassicales; Brassicaceae. The record is from RefSeq and is a predicted model, not a curated record. The transcript is spliced from 8 exons. Bases 68 to 1639 code for a protein of 523 amino acids.
ACUCCCAACGUUGAUUCAUUUCUUUCUGCUUUGAAUUUGAAAAGAUUAAUCCGAUUAAAUUUCAAAGAUGCCUUCGUCCUUCUCCAAGCCGUCUUUGGAUUCUCCUUUCUCCCUGGACGGCGCCGAGGCUGAGCACCGGCUCCGUGAGGCGGAGGAGAGGCUACGCGAGGCCAUGGCGGAGCUUCAGCGUAGACAGCGUUCGGCGGCGCGUGGAUCUCAUGGCGAUAUCUGCGAUCACGUAGACGUCUCCUGCGUGGCCAAUGCCAUCGGCAAUCUGUGCCAGAGCUUCCUCCUCUCGUACGGCGUCAGAGUAGGGAUCGGAAUCCUUCUCCGCGCCUUCAAGCUCGCCAGAGGGCAGUCUUACUCGUCCCUGCUCGAUCUCAAGCAACUUGUGUCAGAGAAAGAUUUGAUUGUUAGGGAAGAAGCAUGUCGUAUUGGUUUACUCUUUGGUGGCUUUACCGGCUCCUAUCACGCACUCAGAUGCUGUUUGAGGAAGUGGAGAAAGAAGGAGACGCCAUUGAAUUCAGUUUUAGCAGGUUCAAUUGCGGGUUUGUCGGUUCUCGCGUUAGAUGAUUCCAACCAGCGGCGCACACUUGCUCUCUACCUCUUGGCUAGAUUAGGCCAGGCGGCUUACAAUUCCGCAAAGUCAAAGAACAAAUUCCAUCUUUGGGGAAGCCAUUGGAGACAUGGAGAUUCUUUACUUUUUUCUCUUGCUUGUUCCCAGGUUAUGUAUGCGUUUAUAAUGCGUCCUGAAACCUUGCCGAAGUCAUAUAGAGAGUUUAUUCAGAAGACAGGUCCAGUUGCAAGGCCUGUCUACCAGGCUGUAAGAGAAUGCUGCAGAGGUGGUCCAAUCGAUGUAGCCUCCUUAUCAGCCUACAUUUCUAGUAAAAACGAAGCCAGUCAUGUGAGGGUCCAAGAGUUUGCUUCCAUCAUCCCUUGUUCAGCUAUUCAUCCACACACUAAUUCGUGUCUGGCCCAAAAUGCUAAUGCAAUGUCAGCUACAUUCAAGAAAACGUUUCCAUUAUACUUCUCCCUGACAUUUGUCCCAUAUGUCGUCCUACACCUGCAAAAGUUCAUGGCUUCUCCUUACCGGACAUCUUGGAAUGCAAUCAGAGAUUCAGUUCGAUCCACUUCCUUCUUGUCUGCUUUUGUUGGGAUAUUUCAGGCCUUCAUAUGUGCCCAUAGAAAAGUUGCAUCCAAGGACCACAAGCUCGUUUACUGGUUUGCGGGUGGUGUAGCUGCUCUUUCGGUUAUGCUAGAGAAAAAACCAAGACGCUCUGAGCUUGCUCUAUAUGUUCUUCCCCGAGCUGGAGAUUCUCUGUGGGAGAUACUUGUUAACCGCCACAUUCUUCCCAAUAUUAAAAACGCCGAGGUUGCUGUAUUCUGUGGAUGUAUGGGAGGAAUCAUGUAUUACCUAGAACAUGAACCUGAUACAUUGGCUCCGUUUCUGAGAGGACUCAUCCGUCGGUUUCUUGCUAGUCAAAUAAGCAAUCCAAGUAGCAAAAUCAGUCAGAGUUCUUCCUAUAUGUAUCUCCAGACCCUAGAUGCGUUGGAGAAACCAAAAGCGCCCGAGAACCGAGAAAGUGAAACUCAAAAAGCUGAAGAAAAGUAUAACCUGGAGGCAAUUCCUGGUCUUUAGUAACAAAGUUAGCUCUGAUGGUUUCAACAGUUGUAUUAGCAUAUCAUGGAUCAUUGUUUUGAUGAAACUCCCCUAGAAGAAAAGGGUCCAUACACAGAAAAAAAAACCUUUGAGAGGUUAAAGUGAUUUUAUAGGAUUUUAGGAGUUUUUAAGUGUCUGAUUUCAU